UCUCUUUCUCUCUUUCUCUUAAACUUACCACUAACAUUUAACUUUUACUAACCAACCAAAUUCAAUCUAAACUUCGUCCUUCACUAGACUUAUUGAUUUUUUUUUAGUGUAAAGCGAAGUAUUCUAAAAUCUACCAACCAUAAGUUUAGAGUUAAGAAAAAGAAGAUAACUUCAUUCAACCCACCCACGCACAUACACACAUACACAUACACAUACACACUAUACAGACAUACAUACUUAUUCUAUUACUAACUAAGCUACUAAUCCUAUCUAUCUAACUAUCUAACUAUCAUCAUUUAACCAGUUAAUCAGUAUGGAAAGUCAACUUCAAACACUGAUGACGCCUUAAUGUUCCUGUGUUUUUUUUUGAAGAAAAAAAAAGAUGAGAAAGGAACUACACACUACAUACUACUAGUAACCGUUAGAUAAUCAAACAUAUUUGCAAGGAAAACCAAAACAAACAAACAACUAGAGAUUAUGGCCCAAUUUCAACCUAUUUCAUUAAGUCAAUCAGUGCAGUUACCAUCUCAACAAUCCGUACAGCAACAGCAGCAACAACAACAACAGCAACAGCAAAUUCUUCAACAAAAUCCUUGUCAAUAUCAAUUGGAACCAUGUGAUAUUAAACCACAAUUUUCAUCAUUAAUCCCUUCAAUUUCACAAACAUUAAAUACUACUAAUAAUAGUAAUAAUAAUAUGAAUCUAUCCCAAGGUGGAAUUGGAAAUGUUGGUGCCUUGAUGACAACAUUAGAUAAUGUAGUUAGUGGUAUUAAUAAUGUUACAUCUGGACAAUUUGUUACAUCAAUGAAUCAUGCUGAUGUUGCAUCAUUAUUAAUGAAUCCAAGUAAACGUGCUGAAACAUUUGUUAUUGAUGAAGUCAAAGUAAUGUUAAAAGAAAUUGAAGCAAGAAAACAUAUAUUAUUAUCAUUAUCACCAUCAACUAAUCGGUUAAAACGUAGAGCAUGGGAAGAAGUUGCUGUAUGUAUGGCAAAUCGUUGGCCACAUGCACCAAGAAGAACAGCUGAUCAAGUAAAGAAAAAAUGGGAAAAUCUUGUAUCAAAAACAAAACGUAAAGUACGUGCUGGUCAUAUUACACCAGAAUUAGAUUGGAAUGAAACAAAUGCAGCUGUUAUGCAAUUUCUUACACAACAUAGUCCACCAGUACGUUUACGUUAUUUAACAUCAACUACACCAUCAUUAUUUAAUCUUGGUAAUUUACAAUCAGCUUCAUCAACAUCAUCUAUGUUAUCAACAGCAGCAGCAGCGGCGGCGGUAGCUUCAUCUUCAUCAUCAAUGAAUUGUACAAAUGGAUUUAAUCAUAUGAAUUCAAAUAAUUAUGGAUUAUCGAAUAGUAAUUUUUUAGAUUCAUACAAUACUACUACUACUAAUAAUAGUAGUAUUAAUAUUAAUUCAUCAAUUUUUCCUAAUAAUCAACAAUCAUCUUUUAUGUCGUCAACGUCUAAAUCAAAUUUCAUGAACCAAGACAAUAAGAAUAGUAGUAAUAAUAAUACUACUAAUAACAAUAAUAGUAGUAAUAAUAAUAAUACUGGUCAACUCUCAUUUGGUAAUCAUGAACCAAAUAAUUUAAAUUCAUCAACAGAAGAAAAUGAUGUAGAUAUGACAAAUAUAACAAAUGUUCAAAAUACUACUACUGUUGAAGGUGCUUCAGAUGUUGGCAAUAUCACUGGAUCAGUACAUGAAUCAUUUCUAUCCUCUUUUUCACCAUUUAAUCAAUCUUUCAUUAAUUUUGGUUUACCAUCCACGGCGGAAUCAUUUUAUACAACAUUUAGUCGUGAUAUACAAAAAGAAUUAUAUUUACAAUUAAAACAAGAACAUGAAUUACGUAUGGAUAUAUUACGUUUACAAAAGCAAACAUGGUUAUUACAAAUGAAUUUAUUUAAAAAAAUGAAAGUUGAACAAAUUUCAAGUUUAUUUUCAUCACCUAGUUUAAUGAUGAAUACAACAAGUGUUACUCCUUUAACCACGAUUACUACUACUUCUACUCCUAGUACUGCUCCUUCGAUGUCUACAUCGUCUGUUGCUACUACUAUUAGUACUACUGAUCCUGUUAAUAGUACGAAUAGUACGUGUACUACUUCAAUAUCAUUAAAUACAACUACUAUAACAAAUGAAAUAACUAGUAAUGCUUCGAUUAUGCCUAAAAAAUUGACAAGUAAUUCUAUAUCCCAUUUAAAAAAGAGUAAAGAAGAAGAAGAAGGAGUAGGAGGAGGAGAAGAAGAAGAACAAGAAGAAAUUGAAUCACAUUGUAUUAUAUCAAAGAAUUCUUUAUCACCAAUGUUUCCACAAGAUGGUUCAAAUGGUAUUAAUAAUCAUGAUUCACAACAAGAUAACUUGUUAAAUGAUCAUUGUAGAUUAAAUAAUGAAACAACAACAAAAUAAGAAAUUUAAUAGAAUAUGCAAUUGUAUAUUGUUCAUUUAAUCAGUUAUUGAAAAUUAUAUUGUUUUAACUGUA
Schistosoma rodhaini is the source of this 2473-nucleotide messenger RNA. The record is from the annotation of a GenBank genome assembly. NCBI's taxonomy places the organism in Eukaryota, Metazoa, Platyhelminthes, Trematoda, Strigeidida, Schistosomatidae.